Acanthosepion pharaonis is the source of this 2973-nucleotide messenger RNA. NCBI's taxonomy places the organism in Eukaryota, Metazoa, Mollusca, Cephalopoda, Sepiida, Sepiidae. The record is from the annotation of a GenBank genome assembly.
AUGCAACAAGCUCCUUCUUGGUACCAAAUUUGUCAACGUUUUUUUCUGUUUGUGCUUUUUCUUUAUCUCUCUCUCUUCUUUUCCGUUAUCUCUCUCUCUUCUUUUCCGUUAUCUCUCUCUCCUUUUCCGUUAUCUCUCUCUCUCCUUUUCCGUUAUCUCUCUCUCUCCUUUUCGUUAUCUAUCUCUCCUUUUCGUUCUCUCUUCUCUCUCCUUUUCAGUUCUCUCUCUCUCUCUCCUUUUCGUUAUCUCUCUCUCUCCUUUUCCGUUAUCUCUCUCUCUUUUCCGUUAUCCUUUUCUCUCCUUUUCUCUCUCUCUCUCUCCUUUUCGUUAUCUCUCUCUCUCUCCUUUUUCGUUAUCUCUCUCUCUCUCCUUUUCGUUAUCUCUCUCUCUCUCCUUUUCCGUUAUCUCUCUCUCUCCUUUUCCGUUAUCUCUCUCUCUCCUUUUCCGUUAUCUCUCUCUCUCUCUCCUUUUCCGUUAUCUCUCUCUCUCUCUCCUUUUCCGUUAUCUCUCUCUCUCUCUCCUUUUCGUUAUCUCUCUCUUCUCUCUCUCUCUCUCUCCUUUUUCGUUUUCUCUCUCUCUCUCCUUUUCCGUUAUCUCUCUCUCUCUCUCCUUUUCCGUUAUCUCUCUCUCUCUCUCCUUUUCCGUUAUCUCUCUCUCUCUCUCCUUUUCCGUUAUCUCUCUCUCUCUCUCCUUUUCCGUUAUCUCUCUCUCUCUCUCCUUUUCCGUUAUCUCUCUCUCUCUCCUUUUCCGUUAUCUCUCUCUCUCUCUCCUUUUCGUUAUCUCUCUCUCUCUCCUUUUCCGUUAUCUCUCUCUCUCUCUCCUUUUUCGUUAUCUCUCUCUCUCUCUCUCCUUUUCCGUUAUCUCUCUCUCUCUCUUUUCUCUCUCUCUUUCGUUUCUCUCUCUCUCUCUCCUUUUCCGUUAUCUCUCUCUCUCUCCUUUUCCGUUAUCUCUCUCUCUCUCCUUUCCGUUAUCUCUCUCUCUCUCUCCUUUUCCGUUAUCUCUCUCUCUCUCCUUUUUCCGUUAUCUCUCUCUCUCUCUCCUUUUCGUUAUCUCUCUCUCUCUCUCCUUCUCUCUCUCUCUCCUUUUCCGUUAUCUCUCUCUCUCUCCUUUUCCGUUAUCUCUCUCUCUCUCCUUUUCCGUUAUCUCUCUCUCUCUCCUUUUCCGUUAUCUCUCUCUCUCUCCUUUUCCGUUAUCUCUCUCUCUCUCUCUCCUUUUCCGUUAUCUCUCUCUCUCUCUCUCCUUUUCCGUUAUCUCUCUCUCUCUCUCCUUUUCGUUAUCUCUCUCUCUCUCUCUCCUUUUCCGUUAUCUCUCUCUCUCUCUCUUUUCUCCUUCUCUCUCCCUUUCCGUUAUCUCUCUCUCUCUCUCUCUCCUUUUCCGUUAUCUCUCUCUCUCCUUUUCCGUUAUCUCUCUCUCUCCUUUUCCGUUAUCUCUCUCUCUCCUUUUCCGUUAUCUCUCUCUCUCCCUCCCCCUUCCGUUAUCUCCCCCCCCUUAUUUCCGUUAUAUCUCUCUCUUUAUUACUAUAUAAGAGCCUUUGUUCUUCUGCUUAUUAUGGAAGGGAUUGUUUGUCCCCCUGUGAAACCAGAAACAAAACCAUCCGAGGGACAAGCAGCACCAGCAAAUGACACAAGUGCCACAGGCUUGGAAUAUGAGAGAUACCUCCAUGAAGUUGUAUCUGUUUUAGAAGAAGAUCCAGCUUUUAAGAAAAAAUUAGAAGAUUCAGACAUCAAUUACAUAAAGAGUGGUGAAAUUGCCAAUGACUUAGAUUUGGUUAAUCAUAACAUCCGUGAGCGAUUAGAUGAAAUCAAAAGGAUAGAAGUGACCAGAUUAAAGAAUCUCGUUCAUGAACAAUUCAAAAUGAAAGCUGAAAAUCGAGACAGCAAACACAUUCCUUUGCAACAUAUCAAUUUGGCCAACCCUCACUCAUUUGAAGCUACAGAUUUGGCAAAACUUAUCAAACAGGCUACCAUGGACCUGGAUGAGUUGGACAGGCAAAGAAAAGCAGAAUUCAAGGCUUAUGAGAUGAGGAAAGAGCAUGAAAGGAAUCAAAAACUGGCUGACAUGAAUAGCACACAGCGGGCAGCUGAAGAAGCACGCCUAAAAGAAAUGGAAAAUAAACACAAAAAUCACCCUACACUCCAUCACCCUAUGGGCAAAGCUCAACUUGAAGAAGUCUGGGAGGAAUCUGACCAUUUGAACCCAGAAGAUUUUGAUCCCAAAACUUUUUUUAAACUUCAUGAUAUCAAUGGUGAUAAUGUUCUUGAUCCAACUGAAGUGGAAGCUUUGUUUACCAAGGAGAUUGCUAAGAUGUAUGACCCCAACAACCCAGAAGAUGACAUGCGUGAAGCCCAAGAAGAGAUUAAUCGCAUGAGGGAACAUGUUUUCAAAGAGGCUGAUCUUGAUGGAAAUCAUGUCUUGGAUCAAAAUGAAUUUGAAGCCCUUACCAAGAAGGAAGAGUUCAAUAAAGAUGAAGGCUGGAAGGGUUUGGAUGAAGAUAAUGACAUUUAUUCUGAUGAGGAAAUGGCGGAAUAUGAACGUCAUUUGAAACAGGAGGAAAAUCGUCUCCAUGAACAAAAUGCCUAUGAACAUGUUGUACCAGGGCAAGUGAAUCACCCAAAUGAUCCAAAUGUUGUCCAUAUGCAACAGCCUACUGACUUACCCCAAGGAAUGCAUGCUCAGGAAUUUGUCCACAUACAACAACAGCAGCAGCAGCAGCAGCAUCAGCAACAACAACAACAAGAACUACACUUCCAACAACGGGCCCAGUUUGCACAAGAGCAGGAGCUGAAGCAUUCACAGUUUGCACAACAGCCUGUACAGCACCAACAACAGCCUGUACAGCACCAGCAGGUACAACAACCAGUUGUCCACCAACAGCAACCCCCACAACCUCCAGGUCACCAGCAGGUAGCAGCAACCCAGAAAGAACACAAUGCAGCAGCUGCCCCAGUAGACCAUGGUCCUGGUCACCAGUGA